CAUGUACCCAAUAAGUCACAAUCGUGAAUUAUAGGCAACGAUCAAGCAUGGAAGCAGAUUCUCCAAUAGUUUGCGUGCUCAACAACAAGUGAAGAAGGCUCGGCGGAGCAUGAAGACCAGGAGGCCGCUGUGGAUGGGCCUUUACGAGCCAAGGUCGACUUGCGACGGUACUCGCCCAUGAUGAGGCCAGCCCACUCGGACGGGCGCAGGCCGCUCGAAGCGCGCAUGCUUGUACCAUCGUGGCUGCCGGGAGUCUGUUGACCAUCCAUAUAGGCUCUUUCAUCGAAGACGUUUCGUCGCUGACUGCAAUGUGAAUAAUGCAUGGGCUCUCGCGCAUUUGAGCGCCAGCUAGGAUGGAUCAAUUGUAUGGGAGCGAUUUCAGCACUCGAGCCUCUGACCGCGAUCGAUGCGUGGGCCACCUGUCCAGCAGUGUCUACUUCGCGUCGCACCUGAGUGGCAAAGCAACUUGUCUCGUGGUAAUCUGUGAAGCCGUGUCUAACAGAAUGAUCUGGCUGCUGGCUCGAGUACACAAGAGGGCCCGCUCAUUGCAUGGCCACCCAGCACCACGCAGACGUGUGGGUCUGGGCUUUCACUACAUAGCAGCUGCCGCUCAAAUCACCAAUAUACGCGGCCGCCCGCGUCUUCGCACAAGCAAUCACAAUGGCGCGCGCGAGGCCUGGGGUCUCACCAUCACGAUUGCACGGGGCACGCCAUCCGACCGGCACAUCAUACCCGUUCGUCGGAUCAUGCUUAAUACGUCUCGCUCCCACUACUACUACCACUAUUUGGAGCAACAUACCGCCCGGAAAGUGAUCCCGCUUGCACCGAGCGUAGCAAGCUACACGGGGCGUAGCAACCAGGCAAGGGCUGCAAGCUGCAAGCUGCACAAGACUGUGCCCUCAAUAAUGGGCAGCACCACACCCUCCCUUCCAACCAGCUGGCUGUGCACCUCAACAUGCCCACAGUCGACAACGCGCUUUAGGACCUCACUCGCGCUGGUACACCCUGCCUGCGACCCUGCGUGAUCCACGAGGCCGGGCCGGGCCGCGUUCUGACCACAUGGGCGUCGUUCCUGCCGGUGGCUUCUCAUUUGAUUCAGAUGGCUGCGUCAUUCAGCAGGCAAUGAGCGAAAACCGCAAGGCGGGAAAUACCUUGGAAUUGGUUCAUACUCAGGACACUGGGGUCCACGCCGACAUCUUUCGCCAUCCGCGCUCAAAUUCGCCUCAUCCUCCCCACUCGUCAUGUGUCUUGACAGCGCCAAGGCUGCCGGCCGCACGACGGAGCGUUGCGAUCGGGCCUGACCGAAUUGUGGACGUCUUCUGGAGGACAAGUCGCU
This is a messenger RNA of Ceraceosorus bombacis, 1336 nucleotides long. The record is from the annotation of a GenBank genome assembly. Lineage: Eukaryota; Fungi; Basidiomycota; Exobasidiomycetes; Ceraceosorales; Ceraceosoraceae.